This is a messenger RNA of Branchiostoma belcheri (Belcher's lancelet), 2165 nucleotides long. RefSeq names its product heterogeneous nuclear ribonucleoprotein H3-like. Gene Ontology annotation, molecular function: RNA binding. The transcript is spliced from 15 exons. Lineage: Eukaryota; Metazoa; Chordata; Leptocardii; Amphioxiformes; Branchiostomatidae. Gene Ontology annotation, biological process: regulation of RNA splicing. The coding region runs from base 61 to 1821 and encodes 586 amino acids. The record is from RefSeq and is a predicted model, not a curated record. Gene Ontology annotation, cellular component: nucleoplasm; ribonucleoprotein complex.
GCACAUUUCCGUGCAGGCUGCGGCGAGGCGAAGUGUGGUGAGGUGAGAGAGUACUCCUAGAUGCCUUUCGGUCGACUUCUGAGCAGUCUUGUAAGAGCUGGUUUGACAUUGCCAAAGGUUCAGUUUGGUCCAAGGACAGUUUCUGCCAAACUUUCGGGACUUUUGCAUUCCACCACAUCACACAACUUCUGCAGCAUGGCUGAUGAAGACGGCGGAUACGUGGUGCGCAUGAGGGGCCUCCCAUGGUCUGCCACUUGUGAAGAAGUGAAGUCUUUCCUUACAUCUGAAGGUUGUAAAGUAAAAGGUGGGGAUGGAGGGAUCCAUUUCACAUUCUCUAAAGAGGGAAGACCAAGUGGUGAGGCAUUUGUAGAGGUUGAAACUGCAGAAGACUUUGAGAAGGCCCUGGCCAAGCACAACCAGCAUAUGGGUCACAGAUACAUUGAAGUGUUCCGUUCCAAGGUGUCUGAGAUGGAGUGGGUAGUGAAGCACAGUGGGCAGGACCAAGUCAACGACGGCAUUGUCCGGUUGCGGGGUCUGCCAUUUGGCUGCUCAAAGGAAGAAAUCGCUCAGUUCUUUUCAGGGUUGGAGAUAGUGCCCAAUGGGAUAACACUACCCACAGACUACCAGGGGCGCAGCACGGGGGAGGCUUUUGUGCAGUUUACAUCACAGGAUAUAGCUGAAAAGGCUCUGGGGAAACACAAGGAAAAAAUAGGGCACAGGUACAUUGAGAUCUUCAAGAGUAGCCGGAACGAGGUUCGCGAAUGCAUGAGCCCCAAGCCGCGCCCUCUGAUGUCCAGCCGCCCCGGGCCGUACGACAGACCACCCCCACGUGGGUACGGUGGAGGCGGCCGUCCUGGCAUGUACGAUCGGCGCAUGCGGGGAGGAGGGACUGGCUACAGUGGCAAUUUCUACCAGGACGACUAUGAUGGCUAUGAGGACAGAUACGACAACUAUGGUGGUGGCCGAGGGCGUGGUGGCAGAAUGGGGAGAGGCGGGCGUGGUGGUGGAUUUGGAGGUGGCCGUAUGUACGGGGGUGGAUCAGGACACUUUGUUCACAUGAGAGGACUGCCAUUCAAGGCUGCUGUGGAGGAUAUUGAACAGUUCUUCCAGCCACUGGUACCCAUGAAGAUCCAGAUCCACUAUGGCCCAGACAAGCGUGCGACUGGUGAGGCUGAUGUGGAGUUUGCCUCCCAUGAUGAUGCUGUAGCUGCCAUGGCCAAGGAUAAGGCUAACAUGCAACACCGGUACAUCGAGCUGUUCCUGGACUCGGAGGCUUCCUCUGGAGGAGGAGGCGGCGGUGGUGGCGGCAGUGGUGGAAUGGGGGGCGGAAACUUUGGAGGUGGUCGCAGCAACAUGGGCGGAGGCAUGGGGGGGCACAGUGGGGAUGGAUCCACAGGAGGUUUCGGCCAAGGCAAUAGUGGUGGAUAUGGCGGUGGAGCUGGCUACAGUCAGGGAGGCAUGGGGGGCUUCGGAGGGUUUGGUGGACAGGGAAACAUGUCACAGGGUAUGAACCAAGAUGCCUCUAAGAACUUCACCCAAGGAACCAAUGCCAAUGGCAGCUUUGGGGCCUAUGGUGCACAGGACUUGACCAUGAACCAAGCAGUAACAGGACAAGGUAACAUGGGAGGAGGCUUCUACGGCUCUGGGACUGGGGGCAACAUGGGAGGCAACUACAACCAGCAGGGCAUGGGUGGCGGCAUGGGAGGGAUGGGUGGAGGCAUGGGUGGGGGCAUGGGCAACAUGGGCAUGGGGAACAUGGGCAGUCAGCAGGGCAUGGGGUCUGGGAACAUGAUGGGGCAGGGGGGAGGCUGGGGCAUGUAAGGAAGUCUUACUGAUAAUCGAGCAAACCCCGAUGAAAGUUGUACAUGUUAUCACUUUGACUUGCCUGUCAACAUGAUUCAGUGUAUCAUGGUUGUCAUUGGUCCUUUCCAAAUAGAAGGGCACAUUUUUUGUUGGGAUGUAUGGGAAUUUAAGAAUCUUCAAUGGGGCUUGCUGUUCGAACUUAUAUUUCUUACAAUUGUGAGGACAUGAACAUUGCUACUCUAGAAAGUUGAAUAUGUAUACAAACUGACAAUACAUAAUAUAGCUGACAGUGCAGGAGUUGACUAAUCAGUGUAUUGUUGUGAAUUAGUGUUUUUUUUACCAAUAAAUGCCAUUCCCACUGA